This is a messenger RNA of Phanerochaete carnosa HHB-10118-sp, 2769 nucleotides long. RefSeq lists its product as uncharacterized. The transcript has 9 exons. NCBI's taxonomy places the organism in Eukaryota, Fungi, Basidiomycota, Agaricomycetes, Polyporales, Phanerochaetaceae. Gene Ontology annotation, biological process: spliceosomal tri-snRNP complex assembly; mRNA splicing, via spliceosome. Gene Ontology annotation, cellular component: catalytic step 2 spliceosome; U4/U6 x U5 tri-snRNP complex. The coding region runs from base 1 to 2769 and encodes 922 amino acids. Gene Ontology annotation, molecular function: protein binding. The record is from RefSeq and is a predicted model, not a curated record.
AUGGCGACAAAUAAAACAAACAAGCUCGCUUUUCUGUCCAUGCCAGCUCCGGCAUCCUAUGUUGCUGGUCUUGGACGAGGCGCUUCGGGUUUCACAACUCGUUCGGAUAUUGGUCCUGCUCGCGAGGGACCGUCUGCAGAAGUUAUUGCAGAGGCGCAGGCGCGUCGCGGCGAAGAACCCGACUAUGAUCCCGACCAAUUUCAAGACCCCGAUAACGAGUACGGUCUUUUCGCGGGUACUACAUAUGAGGCAGAUGACGAGGAGGCCGACAAGAUAUACGAGCAGGUAGACCAGAACAUGGACGCCAGGAGACGGAUCAGGCGAGAAGUGCGGGAGAAUCUAGAACUUGCGAAGCAUCGUGCCGAGCGUCCCAAAAUCCAGCAACAAUUUUCCGACCUAAAGCGAGGCCUCUCAGCCGUGACAGAUGAGGAGUGGGAGAACAUUCCAGAGGUGGGCAAUCUCACCAGGAAAAAGCGUAAAAGGGACGAGAGAUCAUUCGUUGUACCGGACAGCGUUCUCGUGGGCGAUCGUUCAAGGGGUGAAUACGAGAAUGCGUUGGAUGCCAGACAACAAGAGGCCGGUGGCUUCGAGACUCCCGCAGAGAAUGGUACUUUGACGAACUUCGUGGAAAUGGGACAAGCCCGUGACAAGAUCCUUUCUCUGAAGCUCGACCAGGUCUCUGGAACGUCAACUGCUUCCGGCCUUGCAACGUCUGUUGACCCCAAAGGCUAUCUCACCUCACUGGACAGUGUCAUCCUGAAGACCGAUGCCGAAAUUGGCGACAUCAAGCGUGCCCGUAUGCUCUUCGACUCACUAGUGAAGUCCAACCCGAAGCAUUCACCCGGAUGGAUUGCUGCAGCUCGUCUGGAAGAACAUGCUGGCCGAAUGGUAGCUGCACGCAAACUGAUUAACGCGGGUUGCGAGCAGUGCCCCAAAAGCGAAGAUGUUUGGCUUGAGGCCUCUCGGCUGCAUAAUAACGACGAUGCGAAAGUCAUUCUCGCAAACGCUGUUCAACACGUUGGCCAAAGCGUGAAGAUCUGGCUUGCCGCUGCCGAUUUGGAGCACGACAUCAAAGCCAAGAAGCGAGUUCUGCGGAAAGCCCUCGAGCACAUUCCCAACUCGGUCCGACUCUGGAAAGAGACGGUCAACUUGGAGUCGUCAGCUGCAGACGCCAGGAUUAUACUUCAGCGCGCAGUCGAAGUCAUCCCGCUUUCCGUCGAGCUGUGGCUGGCGUUAGCACGUCUCGAAACCCCGGACAAGGCACAGGCCGUCCUCAACAAGGCUCGUAAGGCCGUCCCGACCAGCCACGAGAUUUGGAUUGCUGCCGGCCGGCUCAUGGAGCAGCAGGCGACGCUACCCGAGAGGAGCGAAGAGGAGCGCAACAAGGAGCUCGACGCCGUCGACACGAUCAUCGAGCGUGGUGUGCGCAACCUCCGGCAGCACCAGGUUCUCCUCACGCGCGAGCAGUGGCUCAAGGAGGCCGAGAAAUGCGAAGAGGAUGGCUCGCCGAGGACGUGCGAAGCGAUCAUAAAGGCAACCGUUGCGAUGGACGUCGAGGAGGAGGACCGUCUCGACACCUGGACGGGCGACGCGGAGGCUGCCGAGUCGAGAGGCCGCAUCGGGACUGCGCGUGCCAUUCUCGCGUACGCCCUCAGGGUGUUCCCCGACAAGCGGUCGCUUUGGCGGCGCGCAGCCGAUCUCGAGCGGACACAUGGCACGCGCGAUUCCCUCGUCGCCAUCCUGGAGCGCGCGGUGCACCACGUACCGCAGGCUGAGGUGCUUUGGCUCAUGUGGGCGAAGGAGAAGUGGCUGGCCAGAGAUGUCCCUGCUGCACGCGAGGUCCUCGAGAAGGCGUUCGUUGCAAAUCCCGAGAGCGAGCAGAUCUGGCUGGCUGCUGUCAAGUUGGAGGCAGAGAACGGAGAGCUCGGUGUUGCUCGAGAACUGCUCGUUCGCGCGCGAACCGUAGCCGAUACUCAGCGGAUCUGGAUGAAGUCAGCUGUCUUCGAGCGGCAGCAAGGGAAACUGUCGACCGCGCUGGAAACUCUCGAAAUCGCCCUGAAGAAGUAUCCGAAGUUUGCAAAGCUGUACAUGAUCCAAGGUCAAAUACACCAGUCGCAGGGCAAAUACGCCGCAGCGCGCGCCUCUUUCGCGGCCGGCAUCAAACAGUGCCCCAAGGACGUCACCCUCUGGAUACUCUCGAGCCGACUCGAAGAAGCCGACGGGAAGAGCAUUAAGGCCCGUGCGCUGCUUGACAAGGCCCGGCUCGCGAACCCGGGCAGCGAUCUGUUGUGGGCCGAAGCCAUCGGCGUCGAGGAGCGCAGCGGCGGUGCCGCACAGGCGAAGACCGUGCUCUCGCGCGGCCUGCAGGAGUGCCCGAGCUCGGGUCUGCUAUGGUCGAUGGCGAUCUGGCAGGAGCCGCGACCGACACGCAAGUCGCGGUCGGCGGACGCGCUGCGCAAAGCAGCGGACGACCCGCUCAUCAUCUGCACCGUGGCGCGGCUGUUCUGGAACGAACGCAAGAUCGAGAAGGCGAGGCAGUGGUUUGAGCGUGCGGUCAAGAUCAAUCCUGACCUAGGCGACGUGUGGGCAUGGUGGCUCAAGUUCGAGAGACAGCAUGGGACGCGGGAACAUCAGGAAGAGGUUAUCAAGCGAUGCGUGGCUGCAGAGCCUCAUCACGGGCAGAUCUGGCAGGCUCUCGCGAAGGAUAUGGAGAACACAGGCAAGAGCACAAGGGAUGUCUUGGAGCUUGUCGCUGCUGAGCUGAAAUGA